This is a messenger RNA of Laetiporus sulphureus 93-53, 3719 nucleotides long. RefSeq names its product glycoside hydrolase family 38 protein. Gene Ontology annotation, cellular component: fungal-type vacuole membrane. Lineage: Eukaryota; Fungi; Basidiomycota; Agaricomycetes; Polyporales; Laetiporaceae. Gene Ontology annotation, biological process: oligosaccharide catabolic process; mannose metabolic process. The record is from RefSeq and is a predicted model, not a curated record. The coding region runs from base 73 to 3483 and encodes 1136 amino acids. Gene Ontology annotation, molecular function: carbohydrate binding; alpha-mannosidase activity. The transcript is spliced from 26 exons.
CAUACAAACGCUGACGGUCGUUGACGACCGUGAGUGACAUUCUGCAACAAAACAGCUCAUUACACAAACACGAUGUCGACAAACUGCCAUGGUCAUGGCGUGGCCAGCACCGCGGACUACCCGAAGAUGAACUAUGAUCCUGGGGCGAAGUGGAUCAAACAUCUCACGCAGGGGCGGUUGUCCACCUUCAACGGUGGUCACUACUCGGACGUCAACCUGGGUUCUCUCCUGUUCAUACAUCGCCUGGACGAUCCUGCAUAUGUUAAACUGCAAGUUUGGAGUGCGCCUGGGCUAUCCAAGCCGACGUUCGAGGAGGCCAUGAAGCAGAAGUUUAGGCCUGCCAAGAAGGGAGAGCAAUUCGGACCUUCAUUCUCCGUAACCAUUCCAGCUUACUGGGAACAAUACGAACGCGUGCAGUUCGAAUUUGAUCCUGGAUGUGAAGCCAUGAUAUAUACCACAGACGGCGUUCCCCUGCAAGGUAUCACCGGCGGGUGGGACGGCAACCGUCGUGUGGAGUACAUCCUUCCCGAGAGUGCUCGGAAGGCCGGUAAGCACGAGUUCGUCAUAGAGUCGUCCUGCAAUGGCAUGUUCGGUAUCCCCUGGAAUGGAGACACAAUCGAGCACCCUGAUAUGAACCGAUACUUCGGCCUCGCAUCCGCAGACCUCGUCGUGCCGAACGAGGAGGCCUGGCGCCUACUCUAUGACUUCACGACGCUGCGCGAGAUCUCCGAGACCUUGCCGGGGAACACGUCCCUGCAGAACAAGGCGCUCGUCGCGGCGAACGAGAUCAUGAAUGUAUUCGACAAGAACGAUAUCAGCAGUGUGAAACGCGCACGCGAGAUCGCUGCGCGGGUGUUCGGCGAGGCAUGGGAGGAGAAAGGGGAGAAGAUCUACGAUGAGGGCCCGAGGGACGCGGUGAUAUGGGGUAUUGGUCAUUGCCACAUUGAUACGGCAUGGCUAUGGCCGUAUCGAGUGACGCAGCAGAAAGUCGCACGGUCGUGGUCCACUCAGGUCGAUCUUAUGGACCGCUACCCGGAGCAUCGCUUCACCUGCAGCCAAGCGCAGCAGUACAAGUGGCUCGAGCAGCUGUACCCGCCGCUGUUUGAGCGCGUAAAGGAGAAGGUGCUCGCAGGCAAGUUCCACACGAUUGGAGGCUCAUGGGUGGAGAACGACUCGAACAUGCCGUCGGGUGAGGCGCUCGCGCGGCAGUUCAUCUUAGGCCAGCGGUACUUUGAGUCGCGCUUCGGAAAGCGGUGCGAGACGGCAUGGCUGCCGGAUUCGUUUGGCCUGACGGGCGCGCUGCCGCAGCUGAUCCGGCUGGCGGACAUGAAGUAUUUCUUUACGCAGAAGUUGUCUUGUGCUGAUCGGUCGUGUCUUAGAAAUACCUUCCCUCAUUCUACGUUCAACUGGGUCGGUAUCGACGGAACGCAAGUGCUUUGCCACAUGACUCCAGUCGACACGUACACAGCCCAGGCUACAGUCGGUGAUGUGAACAAGGGUCUCACAAACCAUAAGAACCUGGAGUCGUCCGAUAUCUCCUUGCUUGUGUUCGGAAACGGUGACGGCGGAGGAGGUCCGCUUGCGAAGAUGUUGGAGAAUCUCCGUCGCAUACGUGCAACUGCUAACCAAUCGCGCGAAUUGCCUCCUGUGAACAUGGGUCACUCCGUGGAAGAGUUCUUCGAAACCGUCAUGACGAACUCGAAUGCUGGCAAGAAGCUGCCCAACUGGAACGGAGAAUUGUACCUGGAGUUCCAUCGGGGGACCUACACUUCACAUGGGUCUAUUAAGAAGGGCAAUAGGAAGUCGGAAAUCCUGCUACGCGACAUUGAGCUCCUGGCAACUUUGGCGUCUCUAUACAGAUACCACAAGAAGGACUACGUGUAUCCCAACGAGAAGAUCAACGAUUGCUGGGAGAAGGUACUUUUGAAUCAAUUCCUUCCUGGAUCCGCUAUUGGGAUGGUCUACGAUGAUGCGGAGAAGCUAUACGCGGAAGUUAGGAAAGACGGAGAGCAGCUGCUCGAAGAUGCAUUUAGCGCGCUGUUCCCGAAGUCGAUCUCGUUGUCCAACGCAACAGGCGGCCUCGGCAAACUGGUCGCGUUCAACACCACAUCCUUCCCAAGACGUGACGUUGUCAAGGUUCCUCUACGCGGUGGGGCUGCUCGCCUGAAGUCUCAGGUGGUGCAGGUGUCGAAAGACGGUACGGAGGGCUUCGCGCUCAUGGAUUGCGCUGAGGGGGGCAAUUUGGCUCUCCCGAACGGGCUGUUUGCCGAUAGCAUGCCGGUAUCUGUGUUCACGAAGGGAUCGGAUCAUUUCGUGCUCAGAAAUCAGAGUGUUCAGCUCACGAUCUCUGACGGCAGGAUCACUAGCCUGUUGGACGUCGAACUGGGCCGGGAGAUGAUCCCCGCCGGGCAGACUAGCGGUCUGGUCAUCUUUGAUGAUCGCCCGAACUAUUGGGAUGCAUGGGAUGUCGACGUCCAUCACUUGGAGACGCCUCAUCCUCUCGAGUUCACGGACAUUACGGUCGUGGCGGAAGGACCCCUUCGUGCCUCCGUCAAGUCAGUGGUGAAGUAUCGUCAAAGCACCAUCACUGUAACGAUAUCUUUGGAUGCAAUCACUGCCACGCUAAAGAAGGAUUCUCGCUCGAUGUUUGUCUUCGAUGCGGUAGUCGACUGGCAUGAGAGGCAUGAGUUCCUGAAGUUCGAGAUUCCCCUGAACAUUCACAAUGAUUACGCGACUUAUGAGACACAGUUUGGCUUUGUUCAGAGGCCGACGCAUAAGAACACCACCUGGGAUAUGGCGAAAUUCGAGGUCUGCGGUCACAAGUAUGCGGAUUUGAGCGAGUUUGGGUAUGGCGUUGCGAUCCUCUCGGAGUCCAAGUAUGGCUUCUCGUGCCGUGGCAACGUGUUGCGCAUCUCUCUCCUGCGUGCUGCCACCGCGCCUGAUGAGAAUCAGGACCAGGGCACACACGAAUUCUCCUGGGCUCUCAUGCCUCACAAGGGGCACUUUUUGGAAUCGGAUGUCCCGAUGGCUGCUUAUAUUUUCAACUCUCCUCUCCAUGUACGCUAUGUGACCGAUGAGGUGACUUCCGCCCCAUUGUUCAAGACAAAGGUCCCCUUCGUAAUCGACGGCGCACCGAAUGUCUUCCUCGAGACCGUCAAGCGUGGAUUGGAUGACGACUUCUCAGUAUCCAGCUCUGAUUCGCCCGUCACGGUUGUGCUUAGGCUGUACGAAGCCUAUGGCGGGCAUGCGCAAGCUACACUGAAGAUUGCAGAGCACAUUCCAGUCAUGAAGAUUAUCACGACCAAUCUACUGGAAGAUGAGACUUCGAAACUUGCCGUCCUCACUGAAGAUGCCUGCUCCUUAGUCAAGCUCAAUUUCCACGGCUUCGAGGUAAAGACGGUCAAGAUCUACUUGGGAAAAGCAAAGGCGCCCGGAGAUAUAAGUGAGAAAAGGAGGAGCUGGGUCACCAUCGACAAGCCUUGAACGCCACACCGGGGUGCUUGGAUCGUUGACCGAUAUAACUCAUGGAUUUUGUAUGUUGUAUGAUGCACGUCGAUGUGUGUGCUUGCGUUCUGUGCUCUUCAUUGUACAAUGGUUAUGGACAAUGUGACUCUGGAAUCGUUUACAGUUCGGCCGUGAGACUUGUACAUUGCGUCCUCCAUCAUUGUCGCCGAUAUUAGUGGGCGAGUACUGUGAUCUACUGUGAUCGUGUUUCGCGC